Molecule: messenger RNA, 2948 nt
Organism: Stegostoma tigrinum
Lineage: Eukaryota; Metazoa; Chordata; Chondrichthyes; Orectolobiformes; Stegostomatidae
Product: acetyl-coenzyme A synthetase 2-like, mitochondrial
Exons: 14
Coding region: 168-2282 (704 amino acids)
Cellular component (GO): mitochondrion
Molecular function (GO): AMP binding; acetyl-CoA synthetase activity
Source: RefSeq, a predicted model, not a curated record
AGCUUCCUCUUUUGGGCAGGUCUCUGACCCAAACUGGGUGGAAGGCAGCUUCACUUUACAAGGAAUCUUGCCCAGGAAUCUCCGCCCAGCGCUGACUUGCACGUUACUCCCACCACCACCACCACCACAAAAGUGUUUCGGCAAACUCUCUUAGCACAGACUGGGUCAUGGCAGCGAUCGUGGGGGGCAGUCGCCUGCUGCGGAUUCCCUUCAGACGCUGCCCACUACCCUCUGCAUGUGUCAACGAGAGGAGUGCAGUCAGGGCGAGGGGGUGUGCCCGGGGCUUGGACCCGAACAAGAUCCGAACGUUUCACGCGACUUCUCCAGCCCCUAACAUCUGCUCAUUCCUGCCAGAAUCCAGCUCCUUCCCUGGUGUAAAAUCUUACGCCGAUCUGUUGGACUUCGCCAUUAAAGAUCCCGAAACUUUCUGGGGAACCCUGGCCGAGAAGAGACUCUUGUGGAACCGGCUCUUUCAGCGGGUUCACGAUUGUGACUUCAGUAAAGGUUCUGUCGCCUGGUUCCUGGGAGGACAACUCAACGUGUCAGUGAAUUGCUUAGAUCGUCAUGUCAACCAGUACCCUGACCGAGUGGCUUUGAUCUGGGAGAGGGAUGAACCAGGCACCGAAAUAAGGGUUACAUACAGGGAACUUUUGGAGACCACAUGUCGACUGGCCAACACUUUGAAGCGUCAUGGGGUGAAGAAAGGGGACAGAGUUGCUAUCUAUCUCCCAGUGUCUCCCAUAGGUGUAGCUGCAAUGUUGGCUUGUGCUAGGAUUGGUGCCGUGCACACAGUGGUGUUUGCAGGUUUCAGCAGCCGUGCGCUGAGUGAAAGGAUCUCUGAUGCCCAAUGCAAGGCUGUUAUCACCUGCAAUCAAGGAGUACGUGGUGGUCGUGUUAUUGAGCUAAAGAAGGUGGUGGAUGAGGCUGUAAAGUCAUGUCCCACAGUAAAAUGCAUCUUUGUGGCACAGAGAACAGACAGCAAGGUUCCAAUGAGCAAUAUCGACAUACUGCUCGAAGAAGAGAUGGAGAAGGAAGAGCCAGUAUGUGAACCUGAGUCCAUGGACAGUGAGGACAUUCUCUUCUUGCUGUAUACUUCUGGAAGCACAGGAAAACCCAAGGGUCUGGUCCAUACACAAGCUGGUUAUCUGCUAUAUACAUCUAUUACCCACAAGUAUGUCUUUGAUUAUCAAGAGGGUGAUAUUUUUGGCUGUAUGGCAGAUAUUGGCUGGAUUACGGGGCACAGUUAUGUGGUCUAUGGCCCACUUUGCAAUGGAGGCACUACUGUGCUAUUUGAGAGCACUCCUGUCUAUCCGAAUCCAGGUAGAUACUGGGAAACUGUGCAGCGGUUACAAAUCAAUCAGUUUUAUGGGGCUCCAACAGCCAUUCGUCUGCUACUGAAAUACGGAGACAGCUGGGUGUCCAAGUAUGAUCGAUCAUCGUUGAAAACACUAGGCACAGUAGGGGAACCUAUUAACCACGAGGCCUGGGAGUGGUUCUGGAACGUUGUGGGAGAUGGUAGAUGUACGCUUGUGGAUACCUGGUGGCAGACAGAAACAGGCGGUGUAUGCAUCUCUCCACGGCCUUCAGAGGAAGGAGCAAAGAUUUUGCCUUCUAUGGCUAUGAGACCAUUCUUUGGGAUACAGCUUGCUAUAAUGGAUGAGAAAGGUAAUCGGAUGGAGGGAAAUGAUGUUACAGGUGCUCUCUGCAUUACAAAGCCUUGGCCAGGCAUUGCCAGAAGUAUCUAUGGUGAUCAUCCCAGAUUCCUGAAUUCAUAUUUCAAAAAAUAUCCAGGAUAUUAUUUAACUGGUGAUGGUGCACACAGGUCAGAGGAAGGCUAUUACAAGAUUACUGGCCGCAUGGAUGACAUAAUUAACAUCAGUGGCCACAGGUUGGGUACAGCUGAAAUAGAGGAUGCUCUGGCUGAACACCCUGAUGUGCCAGAGACGGCAGUGAUUGGCUAUCCUCACGACAUGAAAGGGGAAGCUGCAUUCGCCUUUGUUGUUUUGAAAGAUACCUGCUCCAUUUCUGAACUGAUUAUUAAAGAUCUGAAAACAAAUGUUGCAUCUAAGAUAGCUAAAUAUGCUAUUCCUGAUCACAUCCUGGUUGUGAAGCGACUUCCCAAAACCCGCUCUGGGAAAAUCAUGAGGCGGGUGUUGAAGAAAAUAGCCAUGGAUGAUACUUCUAAUCUGGGAGACCUGAGUACACUAGACGACCCUCAAAUCAUCUCCGAGAUCAUUGCAGCCUACAAGAUGUAUAAAAACGAUCACAUGACCAGAAAAUAAACAAUCAGGACUCCUUAAAUCAUAAAUCAUCCCACAAUUUUGACACCCGUAAUACCAACUGGUUGUAUACUGUUCAGGGUUAUGAAUUCUAUGUUGCACUUAAAAAAUUAACAAUGAUGACUUUAAUUAACAGUGUUUCUGAAUUGCUCCUAAAUGUGGAAGUGACUCCUUCUCAUCCCUAAUUUCCCGCUUGACCCUUCUGGAGAAGAUUGUAAUUACAUUGGUACAAGUGCCUGUACUGUCCCAGAUUUUGAUCGACCGUAUUCAGUCCGUUUAUACAAUUGAGUUAGCUGAUCUGCUAAGUCUAUUCCUUACUCUGAAAUGGCUGCCGUUCUCCCAUUUCUUGCUGCCUGGAUUGAACACCAGAACCACAGCACACUAGAAUGCAAUGCAGUAUAAAUAUACGUAUGUUCCAACCCAGUAAAACCAAGUGAUGAAAACAGCAAAAUAAAAGAAAGAACUGCAGAUGCUGGAAAUCUGAAACAAAAACAGAAAAUGCUGGCAAAACUCAGCAGGUCUGGUAGCAACUGUGUAUAGAAAGCAGAGUUAACAUUUUAGAUCCAAUGACCUUUCUUCAGAAAAGAACAUGUAACUGCAGUUUUUGAUGUGUAGAGAAAUGUGGAUGUGAUAACUAUAGAAGAUAAAUGUUUUUGAAAAGAGCCUAAA